Messenger RNA from Gregarina niphandrodes, 1668 nucleotides. RefSeq names its product putative RNA-binding domain protein. Bases 1 to 1668 code for a protein of 555 amino acids. Gene Ontology annotation, cellular component: ribonucleoprotein complex; cytoplasm; nucleus. Gene Ontology annotation, molecular function: mRNA binding. The transcript has a single exon. NCBI's taxonomy places the organism in Eukaryota, Apicomplexa, Conoidasida, Eugregarinorida, Gregarinidae. The record is from RefSeq and is a predicted model, not a curated record.
AUGGCAACUAGCAAGGUCGCCGUGGACUUUGCGUUUACGGAGAAGAGCGGGUUGAUCGAGCGACCUUGGUCCAAAAUCACCAAGAAGAAGAAGUCGGCUGAAAAUGCGGAGGCCCUCAAGUCCGCGCUGGCUAAGGAGGUCGCCGCAGCGAGCGACUCAGGCAGAGUCCGGAUCUUGAAUCUGCCUUACGAGACCACGGAGGACGAACUCACCACCUUCAUGAGUGCUAUCGGCAAGGUUGUCGACGUCCGACUUCUCAAGGGCAUGGGCUUUGUGACCUACGCCUUUGCCGCCCAUGCAGGACAAGCCGUGGCUGAGCUCGACGAUAGCUUGUUCCAGGGCCGUCGCCUCUACAUCAAGGCAGCGAACGACACUACAGACGGGGACCCUGUUGAGAAGGUGCUGAGCAAACAGUCGGCCAAGGCCAAGCAGCGCAUCCUCGGUAAAAAACUGGAGAGGAAUCUGGACCAACGAAACUGGAAUCUUCUCUACGUCUCGGCCUCCGUGGCCACGGAUUUGAUGGCUAAACAUCUGGGCAUAGAGGUAGAAGACAUGCUGAACAAUACCAGCGACUCGGUGGCGGCCCGCGUCGCCGUGUCUGAAUCUUUUGUGGUGAGUGAAACUAAACAGUGGUUAUCGUCGCUCGGAAUACCAGAAGAAGUCUUUAUCAGGCAAGGUAACUCUCUCCUUUCUGCCAAGAUAGCUGGAGCCACCAAGGCCCCUUCCACCCGGACUCUGUUUCUGAAGCAUUUGGGGCCCUGGGUGGAUGAGGAAGACCUCAAGGCAUUGCUGAGCAAAUCCGGGUCCAUUCGGCACUUCUCGAUUUCACCCACCAAGACCGUCGCCGUGGUUGCCUACUGUGCUGCUAGCCACGCGAAAAAGGCUCUGAAAGAGUUAACACUUGCUAACUAUAAAUCUCACCCUCUGUAUCUCGAGUAUGCUCCGGCUGUGGUGGACGAUCACUUGGCCAAGAGCGAAGAGGAGAGGGUGGCUGCCCUAGAGGCGACGGAUGCCGUAGAGGCGACGGAUGCUGUAGAGGCGACGGAUGCUGUAGAGGGAACGGAUGAAGGGGAUAAAAUUGUUCAGUCAAGGAGUUCCAUUUAUAUUACGAAUUUGCCGUUUGAGGCGACAGAACAGGAAAUCAGCAAGGCGUUCGAAACGUGUGUUGGAUUCAAGGGUUGUCGAUUGCUGCGGUCGCGAAAGCGUGUGCGAGAUUUGGUAACGGGUGCGUCGAAGGAUGUGGAGACCUCGCUCGGGUCUGGCUUUGUGCACUUCGAUUCGCGCGCACACGCCGAAGAAGCCAUGAAGAAGAACUUGAACCUCACGUUACACCAACGCAGGAUAGUUAUGGAGAUGGCGAAGGCCAAGCAGGAAGCAGCUUCGAAAAAGCGAGUGAUAGAGGACACAGAAUUGGAGAUCACGCGGCGACUUAUUGUUAAAAAUCUGGACUUCACUACCACAGUCAAAGAUCUUCGGCAGCUGUUUUCGGCUUACGGCGCAGUCACCUCUUGCCGCCUUCCGAAGCGCAAUGAUGGACGCAUUCGAGGCUUCGGUUUUGUUGAGUUCGCCACCAUCAGCGACGCCAAGACCGCCAUGGAGGCACUUACUGAUGUCCAUUUGCUCGGCAGACGCUUGGUUAUACAACCCACCUCGGUUGCAGAAAACUGA